CCAGCACAAAGGGACGCCUCCCCAACUUCCCUCCCUGGGGCACCCACUCCCUCUCAAGCCUUGGGUGGGGGAGAAGUGGGACACGGGAUUGAGGAAAGGGGACCGCCCUCCCUUUCCCCAACAGCCCAGUGAAUGGCCCUCUCCUGGGUCCUCAGAGCCUUAUUGAAAGAACUGGAAAAUCCAGUUGCCCAGCCCCCCUCCCAUCGCCCCACGCGCACCAUUGCUGGGACUGAGUAGGGAGCAGGAAGGCAGGCCCAGUGAGGAGAGGCCAGCAGGCCUGCAGACAUCUCUUCCACCAUCUGAGAAGCGAGGGGAUAGAGCCGUGAUGGGGACUGGGCUGCCCCUCGUCCUCCUCCUGACCCUCGUCGGCAGCUCACAGGGGGCAGGUGAGUCUGGAGCGCUACACACCUGGUUCCCCAAGACAAGAAGAGGCCGAGGAGGGCCGGGAAUGACUUUGCAACUGAAGUUGAAGAACUCCCUUCUGGCAAAUUCCUCCUACAAUUCCAGCUUCCUGGACUUUCUCCAGAAGUUCUGCCUCCUCCUCCACCUCCCCCUGGGGACCAACGUCACCCUGCAUCAAGCAGGGUCCUCACAGCACGUCACCUGCAGAGUCUGAGAGCAGUCGAAGCCUGUGCCCUUCUCAGCUGGGGCAUCCGGUCCCCGGGGAGCAGGCACCACGCCCCGACCCUGCCUUCUAGCAGGCCCUCACCCUGUUAAGUGGCAGUAAAUAUGCUG
This is a messenger RNA of Dama dama (fallow deer), 735 nucleotides long. It is a transcript of the gene SFTA2, whose product is annotated as surfactant associated 2. The coding region runs from base 326 to 616 and encodes 96 amino acids. Lineage: Eukaryota; Metazoa; Chordata; Mammalia; Artiodactyla; Cervidae. The record is from RefSeq and is a predicted model, not a curated record. The transcript is spliced from 3 exons.